Messenger RNA from Rhinichthys klamathensis goyatoka, 1358 nucleotides. RefSeq names its product regulating synaptic membrane exocytosis 3 (gene rims3). Gene Ontology annotation, molecular function: transmembrane transporter binding; small GTPase binding. Gene Ontology annotation, cellular component: presynaptic membrane; cytoskeleton of presynaptic active zone. The transcript is spliced from 7 exons. Lineage: Eukaryota; Metazoa; Chordata; Actinopteri; Cypriniformes; Leuciscidae. Bases 246 to 1205 code for a protein of 319 amino acids. Gene Ontology annotation, biological process: regulation of membrane potential; calcium ion-regulated exocytosis of neurotransmitter; regulation of synaptic plasticity. The record is from RefSeq and is a predicted model, not a curated record.
CUGUGAGAAGGCUGGAUCAGCAGCGCGCCGCUCGCUCGUCAGUUGCUCUGUCGCUCUCUUCUGUGGAUGCAAGAACCGUCCAGACACUGGCACGCGAACAUAAAACAAACUAAACAAUGACAUUAUCUGCAACGACACGACAGAAACACACCAUUAUCUGACUGCCCGAAACGAUCCCGUGCCUAUUUCUACUCGCUGUUUACCGAUCUCAGUCCAGCCCUGUGCCCAGAGGCUUGUGUGGGAUCAUGAUGCUCAGCAGCUCAGUGGAUGUACCCAGUCCAGGAGGGAUGAGCGCGGUGGCGGCCCGGAACGUGAUCCGCAGUUCCAGCAUCAGUGGGGCAAUGUACAGCUUGGAGAAAAGCCCCAGCAGCACGGGGCCCGAUGCCACAGGCCUGGUCGGAAACAAGAAGCGUCGCUCCAGCCUGGGAGCCAAGAUGGUGGCUAUCGUGGGUCUGUCUCAGUGGAGCAAGAGCACACUGCAGCUUAACCAGCAAGAUGGUGGAACAAAGAAGCUACGCAGUACCAUCCGGCGGAGCACAGAGACGGGUAUCGCUGUGGAGAUGAGGAACCGUGUCACACGGCAGGGCAGUAAGGAUUCAACAGAUGGCAGCACCAACAGCAACAGCUCUGAUGGAACGUUCAUCUUCCCCACCACUCGCCUGGGCCCUGAGAGCCAAUUCAGUGACUUCCUGGAUGGCCUUGGUCCCGCACAGAUAGUGGGACGUCAGACAUUAGCCACACCGCCAAUGGGUGAUGUUUACAUUGGUGUGAUGGAUAGAGGGGGUCAGUUAGAGGUUGAGAUCACGCAGGCCCGAGGUCUGACCCCUAAACCAGGCUCAAAGACCAUUUCAGCAACAUAUAUAAAGGUUUAUGUUCUGGAGAAUGGAAUGUGUCUCGCUAAGAAGAAAACCAAAGUGGUGAAGAAAACCCUGGAUCCAACCUUCCAGCAAUCCCUGAUGUUUGACGAGAGCCCACAGGGGAAAGUGCUACAGGUGAUCGUGUGGGGAGAUUACGGCCGCAUGGACAGCAAGUGUUUCAUGGGAAUGGCUCAGAUCCUCCUGGAUGAUCUCGAUCUGUCAUCAAUGGUGGGCGGCUGGUACAAGCUCUUCCCCACCUCCUCUCUGGCGGACCCCAGCAUCGGCCCUCUUACACGCCGACUCUCCCAGUCCUCGCUCGAGAGCGCCACCAGCCCCUCGUGCACCUAGACACAUCCACGUCCCCGUCUUAAUAUGCCUGUGUUCUCUAUCUCUACGUGUGUAUCUUCGUUCAAUAUACCCCGCCACCGACCCCAAAAGCAUGAACACACACUCUGAUAGAUACAGCCAACUCGCCCGGGGCUGGAAUGCUCCUCUUUACCG